Episyrphus balteatus (marmalade hoverfly) is the source of this 1227-nucleotide messenger RNA. RefSeq names its product zinc finger protein 483-like. Gene Ontology annotation, molecular function: DNA-binding transcription factor activity, RNA polymerase II-specific; RNA polymerase II cis-regulatory region sequence-specific DNA binding; zinc ion binding. NCBI's taxonomy places the organism in Eukaryota, Metazoa, Arthropoda, Insecta, Diptera, Syrphidae. The transcript is spliced from 6 exons. The coding region runs from base 73 to 1119 and encodes 348 amino acids. Gene Ontology annotation, biological process: regulation of transcription by RNA polymerase II. The record is from RefSeq and is a predicted model, not a curated record. Gene Ontology annotation, cellular component: nucleus.
UUCACAACUUCACGUCACGCACGUUCAUUUUCGUAAAACAAUUCCAAACAAAAUUUUGUACACAAAAAAAUUAUGGAAUCUGAAAAAAGUGAAAUAAAUUGGCAACUUAUUUGCCGAAUAUGUUUACAAAGUUCAAAUUCAGAUAUGAAAUAUAUAUUCGAUGCAUCCACUACAGCGGGUGAAGUAGAUGUUGCUUCAAAAAUCAUUAAAUGCGGUGGAGUCCCAGUUGAAAUGUUGGAUGGUAUGCCUGAUCGAAUAUGCAAUCAGUGCUUACUUGAUCUAAACAUAGCAUUUACUUUCCAAAACACUUGUCAGGAAUCUUAUUAUCACAUGUUAAAGUUUAUAAAAACCAGAGAACAGGAACACCAAAAGAAUGUCAAAAUUGAAGAGUCUGAAGAACCAGAAGCAGAAUUUAUUAAAGUAGAAACAAUCUAUAAUGAUGAGGUUACCUUUUCUCCCGAAGCUAUUGAUGAAUCAGAGACAUUGGACGAUAGUUGUACUCUUGAAGAUACAGUUCAAUGUGAAGACGUUGAACAACUGCCAGAUGAGACAGUUAAAGAUCCCAUUAAAACUGAAUCUUCACCUGCCAAUAGUAAAAAAAUCAAAAAACCAAGAAAAAGGUCGAAGAAAGAAAAAACGAAUGAACCUAGAGGUCGAAAACCUAAUCCAAUUAAUAAAUUUAUCUGCCACAUAUGUGGAAAUAUUUAUAGUGUCCAAUCAAGACUUAGCCAACAUAUAAAACGGCAUACAGAACAGAAAGAACAUGAAUGCGAAAUUUGCGGAAAAAAAUUCGCUGCUGCUGCCCAAAUUCCCAGGCACAUGAACACCCAUACAGGCAAUAGACCAUACAAAUGUAAAUUCUGUCCAAGCAGUUUUGGAGAUAGCUCAACACGAAAUAAACAUCAAAGAAUACAUACAAAUGAAAGACCAUUCAAGUGUACGGAAUGUGGGAAAGCUUUUGCGUACACCAACGUUCUAAAAGUUCAUAUGUCAAUUCACACUGGUGACAGACCAUACAGUUGUUCGGUUUGCGAUAAGAGAUUCAGUCAACGACAUCAUCAGCAAUCACAUGAGAGAACUCAUAUGAAUUUUAAUGGAAGAAAUGCCAAAAUUGACUAAUAUAACUGACAUCUCUAUAUUACUGUUUUGGCGAUAACUACUUUAGAUUAGAUAGUGUGACUGAAAGGAAUAAUUUGUAGAAAAAGAAAAUUAAUUUUUAAAUAACGA